GACACAUGUGUGUGCACAUCAAAGCGCGCGCGCGCCAAUGUAAUCAAAUUCGUUUGUGCGGCGUGCUUGCAUGGACGUGCACUUGCAAUCGGAUUGUCUAGAUUUCUUAACUACUUGUCUGCUACAUUUUCACUAAAUUCUUGACUCUUUUCAAUGCUGUUUUGAGAUAAAUCGGUAUGGUUAGUUAUUGAGGCUUAUUUUGGUCGCAGCUGACUGCUACCUUUGGUGCACAUCAUCCAAAAUUCAACCGUCUGGUUUACCACCAGUUCGAUCACGCCGAGAACUCCGGAAGGGAAAAUGGUUGCCGAAUGGAUUUCCUGCUUGGAUAAGCGGCCAUCAGAACGAACGGGCGAGGACCUGGACAUUAUCUACUCUCGUCUCAAAGAUGUCAAAGCCUUCGAGAAGAUCCAUCCUCUCCUGCUGCAACAGAUUUGUUGCUAUGGUUACUACGAAGAUCUGGAGAAGGGAAUUACACUAUUUCGACAAGGAGACAUCGGCACCAACUGGUACGCUGUACUUUCAGGAACGUUGGACGUGAAUGUCAGCGACAGAGAAAUUGGAAAUACAAAGGAGGCGGUUACGAUAUGCACGUUAGGCAUUGGUACAGCAUUCGGCGAAUCGGUUCUGAACGACUCGCCACGGCACGCUACCGUCAUCACCAGCGAGUUCUGUGAGCUACUCAGAGUGGAACAGAAAGAUUUCAAGAUGAUUUGGGAGAGGAAUCGGCAACUAAUGGAAGGAAUCCUUGCGCCCAAUCCUCUCUCUGUGCCUUCCAUCGUCAACCCCGCUUCCACCAGUCAACCAAAUCAGGCUUUGACCAAUCGAGGCAUCAGCAGCCACCAUCAGACGUACCACAGAUCUGAUAGCAUGUCUGGUCCGAGUUCAUCAAAAAGAACACAUGAAGGGGCCGAACCCAUUCAUCCAGCCCUUCCUAUUGUAAAGACCCCGUCAGAGCGUCUUAGCAGAGCAGGUUUCGUCCUACGCACCAUCCUCUUAACGCGCUCCCCACAGAUGAUCCGGGAUCGUAAAUACCACCUGCGAACCUAUCGUCGCUGCCUCGUGGGUUCCGAGAUGGUGGAUUGGCUGAUCCAGCAGAGCCCAAUGACGUUAGUUCACUCGCGGCAGCAGGCGGUCGGAAUGUGGCAGGCGCUUUUGGAGGAAGGGGUAAUUACGCACGUUUGCAGAGAACAUCCUUUCAAGGAUAAAUAUUUGUUCUACCGUUUCCGUGACGAUGACAUGGGCAUAGGCAGCCAGCCCGGCAACGCUGAGAAGAAAGAAGCGGAGGAUGAGUUCCAAGACACCUUGGUCGUCCUCGCCCAGAUCGGGCCGGAUGCCAUGAUGAGGAUGAUACUACGAAAACCCACACCUAUGAGAGCAUGGGGGUAUGAAGCCAUGGAACGGUCGGUGGAUGAUCUGGAGAUCAUAUACGAGGAGUUACUCCACAUCAAGGCGUUGGCCCAUCUGUCGACGAUGGUCAAGAGAGAACUCGCGAGCGUUCUGGUGUUUGAGACGCAUCAAAAAGCGGGAACAGUUUUAUUCAACCAAGGUGACGAGGGCAAAUCCUGGUACAUCAUCCUAAAAGGUUCGGUCAACGUGGUCAUCUACGGCAAGGGCGUGGUCUGCACCCUGCAUGAAGGGGACGAUUUCGGGAAGCUGGCACUGGUCAACGAUUCACCGAGAGCAGCGUCCAUCGUUCUGAGGGAGGAUAACUGUCAUCUGCUGAGGGUCGAUAAGGACGACUUCAACAGAAUCCUCCGGGAUGUCGAAGCCAACACGGUGAGAUUAAAGGAGCACGGCCAAGACGUCUUAGUCUUGGAGAAGAUUCCGACCAAUAGCGGCCAGCGACAGGACGGGGUGCCCAUACAUUACAAGUAUUCGGUCAUGGCCGGCAGCCCGGAGAAGAUGCUGGAGCAUAUCUUAGAAACGAGGAUCGACAGCAAGCAAGACGAGGCGGACACGUUCUUGGAAGAUUUCCUCUUGACACACAUUGUCUUCAUGUCCAGCAAGCAACUCUGCCCGGCCCUACUCACGCAUUAUCAUGCGGACAUCGUCCAGGCAACGGAACAAGAGACAAUUGAUUACAUCGUAAAUAACAAACGUCGCGUGAUCCGUCUGGUAUGCCAAUGGAGCGUCAUCGCGGGCUCAGCAUUCCAAGAAGACCCGAUUAUAACGUCUUUUGUGGAGACGUUAUUUUCAGCCAUCUGCGACGAUUGCCGCGUCUACAGCAGCCUGCAGGACGAGUUGGCCAAUCUAGAGAGAGUUCUCCACCUGGUUCGCAAGAUAGAGGAAGAACAGGCUCAUACAUGGCAGGUGCAACGACAGAGUAUUGUCGGCUAUCCUGGCACUGAACUGUUCAAUAUCAACUCCAAAGGUUUAGGUGAGUUCCAUCGUUCAGAAGACGACACACCAAGACGGAGACCCAUCAAAGCCACUGAUGAAAAUAUCUUCAAAGUGUACUGUGCAGACCACACGUAUACCACAUUAAGGGUACCAAUGAACACGACCGCCGGUACUAUCGUCAGAUCGGUGUCUGAGAAAAUGUGCCUAGGAGAGGACCUGGUGUUGUGUGAGAUUAAAUCGACAGCAGAGCGUAUCUUGUUCAAGGAGAACGACAUUUGCGUGACGGCAGGAUUGUCUCUGAACGGCAGAAUAUUUGUGUCACCGCGGGAGCACCUUGAUGCCUUGACACCCAUCCCAGAGCAAGAAGGUCCGUCAGACAGCACCUUUGCCAUGUUCGAAUUGAUGGGAUCCAAGGAGGUCGCCUACCAGAUGACGCUGUACGACUGGGAACUCUUCAACUGCGUUCACGAGUUUGAGUUUGUCUACCACACCUUUGGGCGGCAAAAGUUUGGCCAGAUUACGGCCAAUUUGGAUCUUUUUCUCCGUCGGUUCAACGAGGUUCAGUUCUGGGUCGUCACCGAGUUGUGUCUGACUAACAACGUCAGCAAGAGGGUCCAGCUGCUUAGAAAAUUCAUCAAGAUCGCUGCUUAUUGCAAGGAAUACCAGAACAUGAAUUCCUUCUUUGCCAUCGUCAUGGGAAUGAGUAACAUCGCUGUCUGUAGGCUCACGCAAACAUGGGAGAAACUACCGAGUCGUUUCAAGAAGACGUACGCGGAGUUUGAGGCCACGAUGGACCCAUCUCGCAACCAUCGCGUCUAUCGUCUCUCCGUCUCCCAGAUGCAGCCUCCCAUGAUCCCCUUCAUGCCUCUAGCCAUCAAGGACAUGUCCUUCACCCACGAGGGGAACAAGACCUACUUUGACGGCCUGGUUAACUUUGAGAAAAUGCACAUGAUUGCCUCCACCAUCCGAACCAUCAAAUAUUGCCGCAGUGAACCGUUCACUAUGGAUCCACCCCCACCAGUAAAGAACAUCAGCGAAAUCCGGAACUACGUCAGAAAUCUGCGUGUGGUAGACAACCAACGUGUAUUAACGCAACACUCUCACAAACUGGAGCCGCGGCGAUCGUGACAAUAACACCGAUCCACCACGGGGUUGCCCUCCCCGCACCAUCCGCCAAAAGAACUCUUGAUGAGCGUCACUUGGAACAGACUAACGUCCGCACGUGGAUCUUUUGUCUGCAGCUGUUGUCAAAGUUUUGGAAAUAAUGUGGGCACACGCUGACAAUAGACGCAGCCGUAGCUCUAGAUCGCCCGUUUGCGAUCCAGCUUAGCAUUUGCGAUUUUGAAGGAGCCAGACUAUGCCACGAAAUAUCUGAUGGAAGUAAAACAGUGAGAAUUUGUGAGCAUUGACAUGGAUACCUGAGCCAGUCUAUCAAGCAGUGUCAGGGAACCAGACUUGUGUAACGACGGCUGUUCAGCCAUCUGCAGAAUGGACCUAUCCGAGCUUAGCCCCGCCCACCUCUGGUUUGCGUACAUUUCUCGCAGUGCUCGUGGCCGAGUGUGACGAGGCUACCGCGGUCACCUGACCAAAAGAUGAGAUCUAAUUGGUCAAGGAAUGGUCCAUUACAAGCAUGUCCUUCAACAACAGUUCUGCUUGGUAUUAUUUAACGCUGAGGUGUAUUUACGCACCGAGUCUCAAACAAAACAAAAAUCUGCCAAAACUAAGGCAGAAAAACUGUACAGUAUUCCGUACUACCUAAACAAAUAAACCGUACUGCUGCAUUCUUAUAUGAGGUAUUUGUACAUUUUUGUAAGGUUGAAAUAUAUUACAAAACCCGAAAUGAAAAUUUGUAAUUAUUCAUAUUUUUCCAGAAUUAUUUAAAGACUUUUUGUACAUACUAGAAGUUUGUACAUAAUGGUUGUAUAAUUAUUUUGUUGAGGGCAGUUUUUUUUUUCUAUCGCCAGGUAUAACACUCUUUUGAGAAGGAAUUGCUAGUCUUGAAUACGUGGUAUUUACAAGAAUGAUUUUUUUCAGUACUGGAACUUGUCAUCCUCAAAGCAGUCAAGUUUUGUCUGCAUUUCUGACGUCAUUUGCGUUAAUUUUUUCUCGGUAGUAAAUAUAUCUCCUCGAAUUUGGUUAGCAAAAUGUAGUUUACAACCAGGCCCAAGCAAUACAAACGUCACCUGACAUGUCACCUGACAUGUUUGGCCGUCACCUGUUUUUACAAAUUGUAACCUGUUGCUAUUACAACACAUUAAAAUCUAGACUCUCACUUUAUUCAAGCAUUAUGUAUUUGUCUUGCCGAGUUUUUUAAGAAUGUGACUGCAAUAAAGUUGUCAAACUCUUAAUAAUAUAUUCCUUUUCAAAUAAUUCGAUAGCAGUUAUUUAUUAAAAAAAAAAGUUGCUAUGUUGCUAUUUAAUUUUGUCAGAAUUUUCCAAAUUUUAAUAGCAUUUCGUGGUGCUUCUAUUAAUACCAAAAUCCUUCGCUCCAAAUUCCAUUGAAUGUUGUCUUGACUGUUUUUCCCUUUGAAUUUAUGUAUUCGAAAUACAAUCGUUGGUUUAUUUGGUUAGGCCAAGUUAAAAAAAAACCAGUUUCUCGUUACCACCCGCUUUUUCCACAGCCUCCGCCUUUUUUUUUUCAUUCGAAUAUUUGCAAUAUUUUGUUAUUUUUGCAUGUUCUUCCAACAAAAUUUUAGCUAUGUGAGCAAGUUAAGAGUCUGUUAGAAAGUGUUACCGCUUAUUGGUCACAAAAGUAUCAGAAAAGAGUGAAGAAAGUUGAAGAAUCUAUCUUGGAAAAUCCGCCAUCUUUGAAAGAAAAAAGGCCUUUGUUUGUCAAAAACCCGGACGAGAAACUGUUUUCUUUUUUUACUUGGCCUUAAGUGUUUGUAACGCUGAAAGUGAUACUUUAUUUACAUUGUUUCUGAUGUAUGUGCGUGUCAUUUGGAUUGGUUAAAUUCAUGAGUAUUCCCCAAUUCUAAGCCUCUACAGUAAACGUUUUGAGUUGAUCGUCAUGAUUUAGUCUACUGCCGUUUCCACUCGCCCCAAAAUAACGAACUCAUCCAGGAGAUUUAUUCCAUUUAAUUUACAAUGUUUAAUUGUACCAUUUGAUUGAUUUCUCGCCUUAAUUGUGGUUUUUUUCCACAUACACAAUAGUGUGCAAUUUGAAAAAAAUAGAAAAAAAAUCAGGAUUUGGAAUUUCUGGGGCCAAUACACGUGGCCCCAAAAAAGGUAACCCACAAACAAUGGGAUAAUAAUUAUGAACAAACUAUGAAUUUAAUGAGCAUAAUUAUGGUUUUAUUGUAAAUUAUGAGCAGUAAGCUUUCCAUUGAUGUCUUG
Molecule: messenger RNA, 5676 nt
Organism: Patiria miniata (bat star)
Lineage: Eukaryota; Metazoa; Echinodermata; Asteroidea; Valvatida; Asterinidae
Gene: rapgef4
Product: rap guanine nucleotide exchange factor 4-like
Exons: 26
Coding region: 298-3468 (1056 amino acids)
Biological process (GO): positive regulation of GTPase activity; Ras protein signal transduction
Cellular component (GO): plasma membrane
Molecular function (GO): guanyl-nucleotide exchange factor activity
Source: RefSeq, a predicted model, not a curated record